AUGGGCGAUCCGUUGUCAGUUGCUUCUGGAAUAAUUGCUCUUUCUGGAUUUGCUCUCCAGGCUACCAAAUCGCUCUUUCAGACAAUUGAAAGUAUCCGGAACAGCAAGCGAUCAGCCAGAGAACUUCGGGAUGAAGUGGAGGCUCUUUGUCAGACCCUCGAGAUUUUGACACAACUGGCUACAGAAUAUGAGGUGGAGCUUUCGGCGCUGAAGCUACCUCUAUUCCGAUGUGGUUUUGUGUGCCAGGAGCUAAGUGAUCUAAUCAGCCGAUGUGUCAAGCACCCAGAUGGACAAAGGUCGAGCUUGCGUGAUUGGACCAGACUUCAGUACAUGGGUGAAGAUAUCACCAAUUACAGAAAUGUGCUUGGUAACUACAAGGCAACCAUUAACAUUGCGAUAGGCGGAGCAACUUUCCAGUCUGUCGCUGUCACGCGUCAAGUCCUUCAGGAUUACAAGGACAUGAUACAGAACACCACAACAGACCUUCAAGAGCGACUGAACGAAAUCGAGGACAAGCUAAAAUCCGGAUGCUUGCCAGACAAGCCAAGCGCGGAUAUGAACCGCGAAGAGUUACAAAGGAUAGAAGAGGAACGACAGAGUACAACACUCUGUCUUGAGAUCUGUAAACAGGUCUCAGGUUAUAUUGAGCUAUAUCAAUUUAAACGCGACAAUGGAGCAGGACAAGCAGCGAGCUCACCACAUGGUCACAAAACGCAAGCAAAGGCUAAUAUUGGCAUUGCUCGGCAAAUAGCCCAAAACUCCUUGACUUCUUGCCUUCAGAAUGUGAAUGCAGCGUCAGCUCGACUCCAAGAGCACCUCAAAAAUUUUGAAGCAAGCCUGCAGUCUACCAGCGAUCCAACAGUGUCUGGACAGAUUACUUGCGAGCUUCAGAAGAUUAAGGAAGAGAGAGAAACAAUCUCUCACUGUCUUACGAUCUGUUCGGAUGCCUCAAGUCUAUCUGAGAGUAGUCGGGUGAAUAUCUUCGAAGAUGUAACUUCCAUGGAUGACGCAAAGCAAGUUCUCGUGUCAACUAUUGGAGACUUGAUAAACGCGAAAAGGAUAACUACUGGAAUGAGGUCGUUGCAACUAAUAGGACAGAUGUCUGAUGAGUCAAUACAGCAUUUAUCUUCUCAGGACAAUUUCUCCAGGCGAGAAAGUGGCGGGUAUUGA
Molecule: messenger RNA, 1170 nt
Organism: Aspergillus calidoustus
Lineage: Eukaryota; Fungi; Ascomycota; Eurotiomycetes; Eurotiales; Aspergillaceae
Source: the annotation of a GenBank genome assembly